AUGUAAACAUACCAAUACAUACAAACAAAGCAUAUCAUUUUGACGUAAGCCAUAUCUUCGGCGAAAAAUUCAGCUGGGUGAAUGCUGUCACCUAUAAUAAAUCCACCUUGGCGCAACCAUUGUACUCAAUUCGCCUUGCUUUAUAUUUGUAUGUUUAUUUGUGUAUUGAGUGUAGAAAGGCCGUCCAGCUGUCAGCCUAUCAGUGUGGGAAAAAGUUAUAUCGAAACGGAUAAGCUUGAUAAAAGAUUCAUAUUUUGCCAUUAACUUUUUUGCUCUCAUCAAAUAUCAAUAUGUCGCAGGAAGACCCCAAUCUAGUCAAUGCCAAUGAUUUAAAAGAUCUUAAGGAUCGUAUGAAACUUAUUGUUGAAGCGGAUCCCAAACAAUACCACAACGAUUUUUCUUUAAAGCGUUAUCUUCGAGCAUUCAAAACCGUAGAUGCUGCAUUCCAAGCCCUUCUUAAAACAAAUAAGUGGCGAGAACAAUAUGGAGUGAGCACACUGGGAGAUUUAGACGCUAUAAAAUUAUAUGGAAACAAAGCGCGCGUCUUACGGCAUCGUGAUUGCAUUGGUCGUCCUGUAAUUUAUAUUCCUGCAAAAAACCACAAUUCCAAUGACCGUGACAUAGACGAGCUGACAAAAUUCAUAGUUCAUUGCUUGGAAGAAGCAUGUAAGAAAUGCUUUGAGGAAGUGGUAGAUAGUGUGUGUAUCGUUUUCGAUUUAGCCGAGUUUAGUACGGCUUGUAUGGACUACCAGUUGGUCAAAAAUCUUAUAUGGCUGCUAAGCAAACACUAUCCAGAACGGUUGGGUGUGUGUUUGAUCAUAAACGCUCCGGGUAUAUUUUCUACCAUAUGGCCGGCCAUUAGACAAUGGCUAGAUGAAAAUACAGCAAAAAAAGUAAUUUUUGUGGAUAACGAAAUUGAUUUGUGUAAAUAUUUAAUACCCGAUAUCCUGCCAACUGAUAUGUAAAUAUAUUUAAAUUAAAAAAAGCAAAUAUCCGAGAGUGGUCUGAGCAACCGUAUCGAAAGUACCUUCAUAAAUAUUUAUUCUAAUCUAAUAAUGGACAAACCCACAAAUUUUAGAUCUGGACAACCCAGUGUAUACGUAUGGAUAAGCAUACAAUAUUUGCAUACUUAGGUGUACAAUUUGUUAGCAGAAUAGUCGCUAUGAACUAUCCUACUUGUAUAAUUAUAUAUGUAUAUACACUACAUUAUUUUAGUGAUGUGUAUCUGUUCUUCACUGUUAUGAUCUGUGACUAUGAAAUAUUCCAAGAAUUUACAAAUAAAGCACGAUUGUGCGUAAAUUAUUAAUAUAAGUAAAAGAUGUAAUUGGUUUGUUUCAAAUUAAGAUUUGUAAAGUUGUAACCGUGAUAUAUACUUUAUUUUUCCAAUCCUUGAAGGAAUCGGAGAAAUCAAGUGUUUGCUUCAUUACACUUCCAGGAUAGAAAAGUGCCUCUCAAGUGGUAAAGUGUUUAAGAUUUUUUUUG
Molecule: messenger RNA, 1482 nt
Organism: Anastrepha ludens (Mexican fruit fly)
Lineage: Eukaryota; Metazoa; Arthropoda; Insecta; Diptera; Tephritidae
Exons: 2
Coding region: 291-965 (224 amino acids)
Source: RefSeq, a predicted model, not a curated record